Messenger RNA from Brassica rapa (field mustard), 2107 nucleotides. Its product is annotated as protein-S-isoprenylcysteine O-methyltransferase B. Gene Ontology annotation, biological process: C-terminal protein methylation. The record is from RefSeq and is a predicted model, not a curated record. Gene Ontology annotation, molecular function: protein C-terminal S-isoprenylcysteine carboxyl O-methyltransferase activity. Gene Ontology annotation, cellular component: membrane; endoplasmic reticulum. Lineage: Eukaryota; Viridiplantae; Streptophyta; Magnoliopsida; Brassicales; Brassicaceae.
UCUCGUGACAUGUUCGACCGGAUGAAAAAAAUGCUGGACGCCUUGGACUAUGAAUGCUUUGGUACAACAGUUUCACUAGUAAAAAAUGAAGAGGUUUUUACCAAAAAAAAAAAAAAUGAAGAGGAAAAUAUAGUCACCAAGCUUACUAAUCUCUAUAAGAGCUUGGAGAAGUCAAAAUGCGUAAACAAGUUAUCUACAAGGGAAAAAGAAAAUUCCAAAAUCAAUGACAGUGAAACAGGAACUCAGGCUUAAGACAACCAAGAAGGAUUAGGAGCCAAAAUCUUCUUUUGGGAAAGUUUUCUGGCUAUGUACUUAGGGUGUAACUGGAAUGCAUUUUUUGGAAUAUAAACUUCCUGAAUGCUUAAUUCCUUUUCAUUUCAUAAAAUAUUCAUCAGUUAGAAUGAAAAAAGGAAUGAUUAUUCCUUCUCAUUCCAUAUUAUUCAUUUCUAUUCCAAAAAAAAUAUUAACAUUCUUUUAAAAAACCAUUCAACGUAAAAAUAGUUCUAGAACAAAUGAAAUACUAAUUUCAUUCCAUUGAAUUCCACUAAUUAUCAUUCAUGUAAUUACACUUAUUCCUUUUAUUAACAUCCAGUUAUAGCCUUAGAACAACAUUAUCGCAUAGUUUUAAGAGGGUUUUUACCCAAAAAGUAGAGCGUGGACCACCACAAAAGGAAAGAAACGAGUUGCAAAAGUCGCAGGAUAAGAAACGUUUGUUCAUGGGUUUUUUACUGUUCACGGGCCCCACUGACACGUGGCGGCUCGCGAUAGAUUUACUUUUUUUUUCUAAUCAGACAAAAAAAAGAAAAAAAAUAAGAAACCCAUUUGGGGUUUGUGGGAUAAAGAUGCUCUUAGUUUUGUCUCUCCCAAAGUUUGUUGGGAAAUGUUUAAUCUAAUUGACAUCUAACUACCAUUGCUAAUUUAGACCGGAACAAACCGAUCGGUUGGUUAUGUGAAACCACGAUUUAGAUUAAAAUUAAAUCCUAGUUAGAUGUUAAAAAAAAAAUAAAAAUAAAUCCUAGUUAAACCGGUGAAAUAUGAUCAAACCGCUCGCGAACCGGUAGUUCUAAAAAAGCAUGGUUCUUUACAUUUUAGAGUGUCCCUGUUGCCCAAAAAAAAAAAAAGAAAAAAAGAGUUCCUUCCCUCAACGUGAUUUUGACCGGAAGCUCUAUCUAACAGAAGGGAUCUCUCUGUGUUUAGAAAGGUAAGCCCUUGAUUAUUACCCCCAAGCAAAGAAUAAAGGGUUUCAACUGCAAACUUUGCUCUCUCCUUCAGAGUCCACCCGAUUCUCACUCCCAGCGUCGGGACAUUUCUCGCAUUCUCCGUCAAUUUCAAGUGGGUCUGAGCUAAACCUUGUAAAGAAUCAAUGACAGAGAUCUUUACUGACACUGGAUCCAGACAGUUAACACAAAUGUUCCUAGCGAUAAUCUUCUUCCACACAUCGGAAUACAUUCUCGCCAGAGCCAUCCACGGACCAUCGAGAGUCACUCUAAGCUCACUCCUAAUCACCAAACACUACGCUUUCGCAAUGCUAGUAUCCAUCCUCGAGUACCUAACCGAGAUCACUCUCUUUCCUUCCCUGAAACAGCACUGGUGGAUCAGCAACUUCGGUCUUGUAAUGAUUCUCCUCGGCGAAGUCCUUCGAAAAACCGCGAUCAUCACGGCGGGAAGAUCCUUCACGCACCUCAUAAAGAUUCGCCACGAGGAGCAUCACAGGCUUGUGACGCGAGGAGUGUAUAGAAUCGUGAGGCAUCCGAGCUACUCCGGGUUUCUUGUAUGGUCUGUGGGGACGCAGGUGAUGCUGUGUAACCCUGUUUCGGCGGUUGCGUUUGCGGUUGUGGUGUGGAAGUUCUUUGCCGAUAGGAUACCUUAUGAGGAGCAUUACUUGAAGCAGUUUUUUGGGAGAGAGUAUGUGGAGUAUGCGCAGAGGGUUCACUCUGGUGUUCCUUUUGUAAACUGAAAAAACAAUUUGAAUCGGUUAUUAACAUUUAUAGAUUUGGUUGGAUACUAUUUGCAUAGAAAAUCAUUAAAAGAGAUGUUACUCAUGUUUUUUAACAUAAAUGUAUUUGUCACUGGUUAGUAUCUGGUUAUUCAACUCAUAUUUUAUUUC